AUGUCCAAGUUAGCUUCUAUGCUUGUGAAGCAUGAAGAAGAGUCCAAGAAUUGGAAAGGGUGUAUAGGGCCAAAAAUUGAAGCUAAGGUGCAGGAAAAUAUUGCAAAGGGUACGGUGUAUCCAGUCACGCCGUUCAAGAAUGGAGUAUUUGGGGUAUGUAUCGGGAGAGCCUUGUUGAAUGUAGACAUUCUGAACCGUACAUGCACUUGUAGAGGUUGGCAAAUGUUGGGAAUCCCUUGUGAGCAUGCCACAGCUGUCAUUAUUUCCAUUGGUCAAAAUGUUACUGAUUUCGUCGAUGAUUGCUACAAAUACCCAAUGCAAGAGUUGAUAUAUGGGGGCUCUUUCUCCGGCAUAGAGACCCAUGAUAUGCCUACUGUGGACGAUGAUGGUUUGGUUCGAUCUAUCACCGGGGAGGUGUUCUUCUCUCUAAAGCCUCCACAUAGAAAGCGCGCUCCCGGAAGGCCAAGGAAGAAGCGCAUUGAGUCUCAAUAUCAAGAUAAACGGACUGUUUAUUGCUCUCGUUGUCAUAUGUCCGGCCACAACAGAAAAACCUGCAAAAAUCCUUUGCCCUAA
This is a messenger RNA of Vitis riparia (riverbank grape), 573 nucleotides long. RefSeq lists its product as uncharacterized. The transcript has a single exon. Lineage: Eukaryota; Viridiplantae; Streptophyta; Magnoliopsida; Vitales; Vitaceae. The coding region runs from base 1 to 573 and encodes 190 amino acids. Gene Ontology annotation, molecular function: zinc ion binding. The record is from RefSeq and is a predicted model, not a curated record.